CUGCCUCACGUGACGGUGCUGGGUGCUUCUAAAGCUUGGUUCACAUGACUGGGUGUUCCUUCCUCGUAUUAAGGACAUGAAAGGGAGCGAUACUGUCCGACUUCUGGAACCUGCUCCGAAUACAGGACCACGAAUAUGAAACAUAUUAAAUAACCGCCAAAUAAAGGGGACAGAAUAACAGGAAAAGGAAGGUCGAUCUUUACUUUUCGGCUUGUUGUUGCAUUUCCUGGACAGCUGUUUGGACAAGGCGGAGCGGUGUGCGCGUUGUUUGUGCGCUAUCCAUUAAACUGCACUCUGAGAACUCUGGAUUUGAAACAUGACUCCAACACAUCCAUGCGUUGUCGGGAUCGCCUGCUUUGCGAUUCUAGGUUGCGUGACAGUAGCCCAGGCUCUGGUCACUCUGGAGGUGACAGAGGGAAACUCCACCUGUAUAAAAGCUGAACUCUCCGCCUCCUUCUCCAUCACCUAUGACACAGCCAACGGCACGCGUACGGUGAUGGUGCCCCUCCCAGGGUCGGCGGUGGUGGGUGGGGCCAGCUCGUGUGGGGGUGACGGCCGCUCCCCCUGGCUCGUGGCGCUGUUUGGGGAUGGCCACACCCUGGGCCUCAGCUUCUCAUCCAAUAACAGCCUGUACAGCGUAUCUAACCUCACCCUGCAGUACAACCUCAGUGAUGUCACUACCUUCCCAGAGGCCAACAGUACCGAUGUGGUAACUGUGGAGACGACCUCUGUGGGGAUGGUUGCUAGGGUCAACACCACCUACAGAUGUAUCAGCGUCUCACCUGUCAUUGUGGGAGGAGCCACCGUCACCUUCUCAAACGUCAAGAUGGAGGCCUACAUGACAGGAGAUGAUCUGAGCCCCAACGAGAGUGUGUGUACUGCUGACCAGAACUCCCCCACAGCCCCCCUCCACCCCCCUUCCACCACCACAGCAGCCCCCGUCCCUGUCCCCACCCCCGGAACCCCCAACCAGGGCAGCUACUCCGUCUCCAAUAGCAACGGGACUGUCUGUCUGUUGGCCCGCAUGGCACUGCAGCUGAACAUCUCCCACUUCUCUGCCUUACAGAAUAAGACUAUCCAGGAAGUAGUAAACCUGCUGCCCAAUCAGACGACCAGCUCAGGAUCAUGUGACCCCUCCAGCGCCACCCUGGUGCUGACGCAGGGCGGAACCACCAACCUCAGCUUCCUGUUUACUCUGAACACCACGUCUAACAGGUACCACCUCAGUGGUCUGUCUGUGGUCGCAGCUUGGUCUGACAUGACAGCCCCGUUCAACACCAGUAACAGUAGUCUGGACUACCUGCGUGGCUCCCUGGGGCGUAGCUACAUGUGUAGUUCAGAACAGACGCUGGCUGUAGACCAGAACUUCUCCCUCAACACCUUCCAGCUGCAGGUCCAGCCCUUCGGCCUCACCAGAGGACAGUUUGCACAAGCGGAGGAGUGUCAGUUGGAUCAGGACAACAUGUUGAUCCCCAUCGUCGUGGGAGCAGCUCUGGCCGGCCUGGUUCUAAUCGUUCUCAUUGCUUACCUCAUCGGCAGGAAGAGGAGGCCCGCUGGAUACCAGACCAUCUGAGAACACUGACACACAGGCUGCUUGUCUCUCAAAUAGCCCCCUAUUCCCUAGAUAGUGCACUACUUUUGACCAGAGGCCUAUGGAGCCUUUCCAGACAUACUGCAGAGAGCCGGACGCUCCAACCAACGACUGCUACUGAUGACUGACCGGACCAUGUACAAACCAAGCCCUCUCUGCAGCGUGUGUGUGUGUGUGUGUGUGUGUGAGAGUGAGUGUGUAUCCUCUAUGUAUUGUUAUUCACAGCAGCUCAUCCUCUGCUACCUACUAACCGACUACUGCCUGGUCAAACCUACUAUCCCCCUCGUCUCUCUCUCUCUCUAACCCAUCUCUACUGCAGCUGGCUCAGUAUACCCUCAUUUUAGUUCUAAUCUCAUUUCAUGUUUGACUUGGGUGGAUUUUCGCUUUGAAGUAAUUGAAUGAUUUUUUUUCAUCAAUUGUAAUUUUUGUGUAAAUUACAAUUAAUCUGACAUUAUAUGGUAUUAAACUCUUAUGGAGGAGGGGGUCUUUCCUAGAACCACAUCUUGUGAUUGGCUCAAACACACAACAAGCUUUCCUUCCUUCCUCCCUCAUCUCCUUUCCUUCAUGACCACCAUCUUUUCUAUGACAUCACCUGGGAGGCCCGAAGACUCCUGUGAAAAGGGAAACUUGUGAAUGUCUGUCUAAUAACCCCACUCUGGUUAGAAAUACUGACCUAAUUAUCUUGUAGGUCACAAGAACAUUUGAAAGGCCUUAGGAGGGGGGGGGGGGUGUGCUGUGUUUGGGUUUUACUCAAUUUCAAAACAAAGGGUUGUGGAUGGCAUAAGACUGAGGAAUGUAACAAGGUCAAGGUGUUACAUGAUGGAUGUGUUGAAUUGGGCAGAAAUGGGUAGAUGCAUUGUUUUCUAAAAGCAGGGGGUGUAAUAUUGUCUAACUCUUCCCCUCUCCUCCCAUGAUUGUGUUAAUAUCGAUUUGUAGCGAGUUUAUAUUUUAUUUUUGUAGAGAAUGUUUUGAUCAUUUUUCUAUUAUGCAUCCUGCUGAGGUCAAUAAAAUACAUUUGAAACUCU
This is a messenger RNA of Coregonus clupeaformis (lake whitefish), 2616 nucleotides long. Its product is annotated as lysosome-associated membrane glycoprotein 1. Lineage: Eukaryota; Metazoa; Chordata; Actinopteri; Salmoniformes; Salmonidae. The record is from RefSeq and is a predicted model, not a curated record. Gene Ontology annotation, cellular component: membrane.